GGUUUCUGAUCUGGCGUAUCUCCAUUGUAAGAUUGUGAUAGAAGAACCGCGACCACGUACGCGCGUGCCGAGACCAUGAGCAGCAGCGGGGCCUCCUCCUCUCCGUCGUCCCCGCUGCCGGUCAGCGUCGGCCCGGGGCGCCGCCGGUACGCCUUCACGCCGUCGCCUUCCGCGUCGCCGCCCUUCUCUCCGACGAGCCGGGAGGACGACGACGCCGCUGGCUCGCCGCUGCUAUUAUUGCGGGCAGCGCAGUCAGAGCCGAGGCUGCUGCAUAAUUACUCCGCCUUCUCCAUGGACGCCGCAUUUGCUCGGGAGCAGCCGCCGCGGUCGUGUCCGCCGCCGAGAAGACACUUUGAUCUCGGAGCAUGCUGCUUCGAGUGGGUGCUGACGCUGCUGUGCUGCUGCUGCUGCUCUUCCAAGCUCGAGGAUUGAGUCGAUAAAGCAGUUGCAGAGACCGGGAAAUUUAAAACGAUGCUGUCUUCCAACAAUGUUGCCAACUUGCUGUGGUUAAUUAACAAUGACGGUGCGGUGAGCAUCGCGCCGUAAGACAUCAGCGGCAACGUGUGCGCGCGCUAGUGAACUCAAAUUAGUUAACAAAUGUCAGGUCUUGUUGUUCCCUUUGCUUCAGUUUCAGUAAACUCUAUGCGUUGGCCAGA
Molecule: messenger RNA, 656 nt
Organism: Brachypodium distachyon (stiff brome)
Lineage: Eukaryota; Viridiplantae; Streptophyta; Magnoliopsida; Poales; Poaceae
Exons: 2
Coding region: 76-432 (118 amino acids)
Source: RefSeq, a predicted model, not a curated record